Molecule: messenger RNA, 989 nt
Organism: Glossina fuscipes
Lineage: Eukaryota; Metazoa; Arthropoda; Insecta; Diptera; Glossinidae
Product: equilibrative nucleoside transporter 1-like
Exons: 2
Coding region: 1-549 (182 amino acids)
Biological process (GO): nucleoside transmembrane transport
Cellular component (GO): plasma membrane
Molecular function (GO): nucleoside transmembrane transporter activity
Source: RefSeq, a predicted model, not a curated record
AUGAACUUGGAGAGUAGAGUGUUGGGUACGCGAGAUUUGGCUCACGCCGAAUAUAACUUUCUGACUUGUUUAUUUUUUACUUUUAACCAUAUUUGUAUAUUUUCAGAUAUCAAACCCUACAACAAGGAUUUUUUCAUUGAAGGGCAUUAUUUUAUUUCGAUAACUUGUUUUCUGACAUUUAAUUUAUUUGCAAUGCUCGGUAGUUUGACUACGACAUUUGUGCGUUGGCCUAAGCCAAAAUAUCUAUGGAUACUUGUUCUAAUGCGCAUUAUAUUUGUCCCAUUAUUUUUAGUCUGCAAUUAUUUACCAAAAGGUGUAAAAAGGACGCUACCCGUUUUAAUAACAAACGAAUGGAUUUAUUGGAUUAUUGCUGUUAUUAUGUCGUAUAGUUCCGGUUAUUUACAUUCGCUCGGCAUGAUGUACGCUCCAAAAACGGUAUCUCCGAAAUACCAAACAACAGCGAGAAUGUUUGCAGCCGCUAUGUUAAUAACUGGAAUAUUUUCGGGGAUUCUUUUUUCCUUUCUAUUUCCAUACUUUGUAAUUUUUUAAAUUAAAAUCAUUUCUCAAAAAUGUUCGAAUCGAGAAAAUAAUAAAUUUUUAUGUUUUAAUACAAUUAUUAAUCAGGACUAUUCCGCAGAGGUGGAAAUAACAACAACAACAACAACAAAAUCAUAAUUGUUAAAUUUUAUUUAGGAUCACCUACUAUUUUUCGUUGUUUAGCCUAAUAAUAAUCCAUGUUAAAAAGAAGAAAUAGAACGAAAGACUAAAUUCAUGUAACAUCAAUACCUCUCAAAUUAAAAUAAUGACCAUAACCAGAAGCGAAUGCACCAAAAUAAGCCUAUUUCUAAUCUAUUUUGUAUUUAUUAAAUAUUUUAUAUAAACAUUUUUCUAUUUAUUUGUUCUACAAAAAGUGCGUAACUUUUAAGCAUUAAGUGUAUCUUUGUUAUAAAUUUUUAUUCACAAAAAAACACUAUAAUAAAUAUAUUUUU